Messenger RNA from Phoenix dactylifera (date palm), 2535 nucleotides. The record is from RefSeq and is a predicted model, not a curated record. NCBI's taxonomy places the organism in Eukaryota, Viridiplantae, Streptophyta, Magnoliopsida, Arecales, Arecaceae.
AUCUUUCGGAGGUGUAUGAAUGGGGGGCUCUAGAGAUCAUUUAGCAUCUCCAGUGGGAGUCAAGUUGGAGGAAAAGAAAAGGGAGGUCUCCUCCUUUUGUUUUCGCCCUUUCUUUCUCUCUCUCUCUCUCUCUCUCUCUCUCUCUCUUAGUGCAGACAUUUCUCUUGUCGCUGUUUUUACAUAAGGAGGGGAAUAAUAAAAUAAUAAGGGGUACCAUCCAAGGGGGAGGAGGAACAGCGACCUUCUUCUUUUGGUCUGUCUGAUAGGCCUCCAUUGUAAUUUUCUUCCCCCUCUUGCUCUUCCCUUUCCGAAGGCGAUUGUAGAAGAGGGGGAGCGGAGAAGGAAAGGGCUAAAAGAGAGAGACAGGGAGAGCGAGAGGAGGGAGACAAGGGAGACAAAGAUGGAGGAGGUCUGGAAGAGGCCUUCAAUCCCACAGGAAGACAGCGAUGGCUUCAAAGUCUAGAGCCCUCUCGAACCAACAACACAAGGAAGUAGGCAUCACCACCAGGAGGGAGGGAAAGAUGAAAAAAAGAGAUUACGCACACACCCACACACACACACACACACACACACAGAAGAACAAGAAGAAAAAGUCAAUUACUUUAAUCUUCCGAUUCUUUAAUUCGUCCUUUCCUUCGUUGCUCUUCAAUAUAUUUAUAUAUCAUCUUGAUUUCAGUUAAAUUGUCUCUGAACUUGCGCCUAGAUUUUUCCGGUCAAUUGAUUAAUUGUUGCUUAAUUGGUACGGGCAGCUAAAUCCGAAUUUUGGUCUGCCACGAUGAUGAUUGGUACACCGGCAUGGGAAUAGCGACGCCGCCUUCUCAGCCCUCUUGCGCCUACCUCAGUCCUCCGAAGCCCGUCUCGCGACCACCCUUUUCUAUGUCCCAAGGCUUCCACCAGGGCGUCUUCAGCUUCUCUGAUGGCUUCGAUCGGUCUGCCAGCCAAGAGCUGCAGCACCACGUCGCCCAGCAAAGCCGGCGGGAGAAGCUAAGAGUGCAAGGACUCGAGCCAGAAGAACAUCCGCUUGUCCCCAUAGAGGAGGAAGGCCAGGACUCCGUUAUCUAUGAGUCCGCCGCCGCCGCCGCCGCCGGGGCCAGCAACAUGCUCUCCGAGAUGUUCAGCUUCCCAACGAUGCCUGCACCUGCCACUUGUGACCUGCUCUCGGGCCAGAUUUCCACGAACUACCGCCAACCCCAGAGGCCCGGGCUGAUGGCCGGCUUCUCAGGGGACUGGUACGGUGCCACCCGACAAGGGGUGGUGCUGGGCGGUACUAACUUGAGCUCGCUUGGUGACUCGACAGGGAAGCAGCACCACGAUGGCAGCCAGCAGCGGCAUCCGAUGUUUGGGCUGAACGCCGACUCCACAGCAACGAUGCAGCUGUUUCUAAUGAAUCCGACGCUGCCGCCACCGCUGCUGCUGCAGCAGCAGCAGCAAAGGUCUCCAUCUCCACCACCACCAGCUCCCCCUCCCACUCACCGCCACCACCACCACCACCACCAAGCCUUCCAGUCCUUCGGCGAGGCAUCAUUCAGCGGGGGUGUGGUGGAGAGCCAGGGUCUAUCAUUAUCGCUAUCAUCAUCACUGCAGCAAUUCGAGAUGCCGAAAGCCGAGGAGCUGAGGAUUCGAGAUGGGGUGCUGUAUAACUUCAACAAUCAAGCACAACAGCAGUACCACCACUUACAAGGUCAGGCUCACGGCCAGCUGGUGCACAUAGGGUACGGGACGAUGGGAGCGGUAAAUGUGCUCAGGAACUCCAGGUAUGCGAGGGCGGUUCGGGAGCUCUUGGAAGAGUUCUGCAGCAUUGGAAGGGGCCAAUUGAAGGGGAGUAGGAUAGGGAGAAAUCGCGGCAGCUCUUCAAACCCUAACCCUAGCCAUGGUGGUGGGGGAGGCGUUUCUAGCUCCGUCGCCGGGUCCUCUUCAUCUUCUAAGGACCUCCCUCCUUUGUCUCCUGCUGAUAGGUUUGAGCACCAGAGGAAGAAGGCCAAGCUCAUCUCCAUGCUUGAUGAGGUCGACAGAAGAUACAACAAUUACUGUGACCAGAUGCAGAUGGUGGUGAACUCCUUCGACUCAGUCAUGGGGUUUGGGGCUGCGUCACCAUACACUGCACUUGCCCAGAAGGCCAUGUCGCGCCAUUUCCGGUGUCUCAAGGAUGCAAUUGCUGCACAAUUGAAGCAGACAUGCGAGCUCCUCGGCGAGAAGGAAGCUGGGAGCAGCUCAGGCCUGACCAAGGGGGAGACCCCAAGGCUUCGGUUGGUAGACCAAAGCCUACGGCAGCAAAAAGCUUUCCAGCAGAUGGGCAUGAUGGAACAGGAGGCUUGGAGGCCUCAGCGCGGCCUACCGGAACGCUCAGUGAAUGUUCUGAGAGCUUGGCUUUUUGAGCAUUUUCUUCACCCGUACCCAAGUGACGCAGAUAAGCAUCUGUUGGCAAGGCAGACAGGUUUAUCAAGAAACCAGGUCUGUCCUCUUGUCCCUCAAUUAUAAAAGAGACACCAGCUUUUCGGAAACCCAUGAAUAAUUGAUGCCCAGAAAAUAGUAAUU